GGAAAAUUGCCUUCUACUUGUUGAUAUGGUGGCCAAGUUCUUUCGGUACUGCUAACAUUCCUCGCCCCUGUCCCUCUACCUACGCUCGUCCAUUUACUACUCGUUUUAAAAGGGGCGAUCUGAAACGUUCACGAACAUGGCACCGGUCGACCUCGACCUCUCGUUCGACGACGUAGAAUACGGGGCGGCGCGUUCGCGUUCGCGUUCGAGCUUGAGCGACCGCAGCGGCUACGAUACGGCACCUUCAAUUCUCUCUCCUUCAGGUAAAGCAGGCAUAAGUGAACCGGUACUAGCUGCUGCGGAAGAGAGGCAAGACAAAACAAGAAGUGCAACAGCCGACGCCAGCUCUUCGUCCGAUAAGAUCGGCACGGACCCGGAGUCGCAGCAGGACGGCGUCGAUCUCUCAUCCCCAUAUCUGCCGCACCAUCCCGAAAAUGAGACCCGCGUUGCAGCUAUUGCGGGAGAGCGGAAGGAUUAUGGGCACCUCGACUUCGAAGGGCUCGACCCAGAUUUGGUCAGGACGUUAAUCAAAGAUGAAGGCGUUAGGCAAGGCUUGAACCAAAGGCAUCUCCAGCUUAUUGCAUUGGCUGGGGCGAUCGGCACUGGUCUCUUCCUUUCCACCGGCUUUUCUCUACAACAAUCUGGCCCCCUCGGUCUGUUGCUCUCUUUCAUCCUUGUCGGCACCUUUGUCAUCGGUAUAGUCCUAUGCCUCAGCGAAAUGGCCUGCUUGGCGCCUACGUCAGGCUCCUAUAUCCGCUUCACAAGCAUGUUUGCGGACAAGGCACUCGGUUUUGCAACGGGACUAUGUUUAGUCUUUGGGUGUGCUAUCACGCUUCCCACCGAAAUCGUUGCAUGUGUUGUCCUGGUACAAUAUUGGACCUACUUUGCGCCAGCGUUGUUUGUCACGGUAUUCGCUAUUCCCCUCAUUUUGACGAAUCUGACCUUCGUGCGAUGGUACGGGGAACUCGAAGCAUUUUUUGCCAUGCUCAAAAUCCUCCUCGUCGUUAUUCUGGUUAUCACCGGCAUUGUCAUCGAUGCUGGAGGCGGGCCAAACGGCCAAGUAAUAGGUGUGGCUUAUUGGCACAACCCGGGACCCUGGCAGAAGUACCUUGUUCAAAGCGGAGCUGGAUACUGGUAUGGCUUUUGGAGCUGCUUAAUCAAUGCUGCAUUUUCCUACGCUGGAGUCGAAAGCGUAGCGAUGGCCGCUGCCGAAACCAAAUCUCCACGCCAAAACAUUCGCAAGGCGGCGAAACGUGUCUUCUUUAGGGUAUUCUUCCUUUACAUUCUAUCUCUGUUCAUCGUCACGCUCAUUGUUCCAAGCGACGACGAACGCCUCAAUACUGACAGUGGGACUGCAAGUCAGAGUCCUUUCGUGAUUGCCUUUCAGCGGGCUGGCAUCAGCGUGUUGCCUUCCUUCACCAACGCCAUUGUCCUUACUAGCGCAUUCAGCUCUGGCAAUCAAGCCGUCCUGUCAGGCUCUCGUGCCUUGCUCGGUCUUUCGCUCGACGGCCUGGUGCCCAAAUUUUUCCGACGAACGAAUCGAUUUGGCACGCCAUGGAUCGCCGUCUUAACUGUUUGCUCACUCAUCCCUCUUGCAUACACCGUGGUCAGCAGCGAAGCUACGUCAGUUUUCUUCUAUUUGACAUAUCUCAGCGCAAGUGGCACUCUAUGGAGCUGGACUGCGAUAUCCGUGGCGUAUCUGCAAGUUUACUAUGGCAUGAAGAAGCAAGGCAUUUCCAGAGACUCCCUCCCUUACAAAUCGCCGCUGCAACCAUACCUGACCUGGUGGAGCCUUUGUGGCUGUUUAUUUAUCCUCAUCACGUCUGGUUUCAAAAACUUUGUGCAGCCAAGCAAAAAUUUCGACGUUCAAUCCUUUCUUUCGUCAUACCUAACCCUUUUCAUCAACCUCAGCCUGUUCAUCAUCUGGAAAGUGGUCAAGAAAACGCGAUGGCUCCGGCUGCAAGAUGUGCCGGUCAUGCCUUGGCUUAUGCAAUUCCAACAAAACCCUGAAACACCGCUUAAGCCAGAUGGAGGGUGGAGGAGGAUUGUCACGAUUCUCUGGGCAUGAUGAUUAUUACGCGUCCCUUCAAGGUGUGCUACUCUGUCGAAGCUGGUUUGAAUAUCACUCUGGUCGUGACCAUACAUCUGAAUUUUAACCCAGGCGGUUUUUGUGCUACGAUAAAUUCGUAGAGAGAUAGUUGCGUGUGGCGUGCGUAGAAAGAACACAGCUGUAGUAUCGACGCCAGCCUGAGGCGCGUCUG
Messenger RNA from Tilletiaria anomala UBC 951, 2261 nucleotides. RefSeq lists its product as uncharacterized. The transcript has 7 exons. Lineage: Eukaryota; Fungi; Basidiomycota; Exobasidiomycetes; Georgefischeriales; Tilletiariaceae. Bases 137 to 2068 code for a protein of 643 amino acids. The record is from RefSeq and is a predicted model, not a curated record. Gene Ontology annotation, biological process: amino acid transmembrane transport. Gene Ontology annotation, molecular function: amino acid transmembrane transporter activity. Gene Ontology annotation, cellular component: membrane.